AUGGCCGACGCCCUCGCCACUAAGACACCUCCCGCAAAGCCUGAGCAGGCCGCAUACGAUCCCAAGCCGUCGCUGCAGUACGCGUCCGCCGUUGGCAUCCAGGCAGCUGGCGUCGGUGCCCUGGUCAGCGCCGUCCAAAAUGCACUCGGAACGCAUACGAGCGGUGCCGCGGGUUUCCUCACCAGGACGGGCGGGACUAUUGGAUUCUUCGCCGCUAUGGGCGCAACCUUCGCUUUGACCGAGUCGGUCGUGGCAAACCAGCGUCAGACCGACGACGCCCUCAACGGUGCUGCAGGAGGCUGCGCUGCAGGAUUCUUGGCUGGUAUCCGAGCCCGUUCAUUGCCCAUGGCGGUUGCCUCUUGCGCGGUGCUGGGAACGGCGAUUGGCACCCUGGACUACAAUGGCAAGAACCUCGUCCCGACGGAUUCGGAGUCGAUAGAGGAGAGGAGGAAACGCUUCUUCAAGCAGCCUCGACCAACAAGCUCCCUAGAGCCUGUGCCAGAUGCGGAAUAGAUGCUGGCUGUUGUAGAGACACAAUGCUCACACUUGGCUUGCUGUUCGUGCGUAAUUUCCGUGGCAGUCCGGUCAGACCAAUAUCCUAUUCCCC
Trametes versicolor FP-101664 SS1 is the source of this 607-nucleotide messenger RNA. RefSeq lists its product as uncharacterized. Bases 1 to 513 code for a protein of 170 amino acids. The record is from RefSeq and is a predicted model, not a curated record. NCBI's taxonomy places the organism in Eukaryota, Fungi, Basidiomycota, Agaricomycetes, Polyporales, Polyporaceae. Gene Ontology annotation, biological process: mitochondrial respiratory chain complex I assembly. The transcript is spliced from 3 exons.